Coregonus sp. 'balchen' is the source of this 1632-nucleotide messenger RNA. NCBI's taxonomy places the organism in Eukaryota, Metazoa, Chordata, Actinopteri, Salmoniformes, Salmonidae. The record is from the annotation of a GenBank genome assembly.
GUCAGGAGUGUGUCCCCAUUAGCACAGUUGGUCCAUGGGAGCUCCCAGGAGAUCUGGCAGACGGGCCACUAUGGACCCAUUUGCAGAGGCACACUCAGAAAAGCGGACAUAUCUACUGCUGUGGUGGUCAAGACACUCCGGGGUAUGUGUUGUACUGUCCAGCGCAAACAGAGGCUGUGUGUGUGUGGAACAUAGUUGCAUCUAUUUGGAGAGUUUUCCCCAAUAAAGUUUGAGGUAUGGGAUAGCUUUGUGAGUACCUCGCAGGUAAAAACAAACAUAAUUUAGGACUUGCCCUCUUAGAGGGAAUUUCCCAUCCCACUGCAUAAAAAACAACAAGUAAAAUGGAUGUUGUUCCUUCUUUGAGAAGAUGAAAACUUUUGUGCAAUAUACUGUAUCUCCUUUCAGAUGUCUUAAAUCAGCCUGAGGCAAAAUAGUUUGUGGACGGGAUCCUUUUACAUGGGACAGUGUGUAAACACCACCACCUGGUCCGGAUGCUGUACUGCCAGACCCAGCGACUACCCAUCUACCUGGUUAUGUAGUCCUUGCAACCCCCUGCACUACUAUGGACCCUGAGGAAUGUAAAACAAUGGCCGGGACCUCAAGUUCAACUUUAUUAGCUGUAACAAAUACAUUGGAAAUCGUACACACCAGUGCUCUUACUAAUAAACCAUGUUGAAUAUGAAUAAUAUUGUAUUUCUAUUCCCAAUAUUAUGUAAAUUCAUUAAUCAAUUUUUCAGAUACAUUUAAUUGAAAGGUCCACAGAUAAAUAAUUGGUCAAUUAAAAUUUCAAUCAUCCACUGACUUAACUGAAUAAGAUUAAAUACAUUUCCCUUCUCUCCAGAGGGAUUCGGAGUCCUUGGAUCCACUCCAGCACUUUCCGGUGGCAAAGCAGAUGGCAGCAGGCCUGAUAAGUUGGAGGUGCCAAAAUGACAAGCUGGCCAAUCAGAGGACAGCUGAGGUCCCUCUCAAAUGGCAGGCUCCAGAGAGGAUGAUGAAGCAUCCAACCACAGACAGGAGUGAUGUGUGAGCGUUGGGAUUUAAUCUGUGUUUGGGAAUCUGCCCCGUAGCCUAGAGUAUACAUAGACAUUUGUUUGUUUUAUUAACGUUCAGACAAAAUAUUUCUACAUUACUUUCAGUUGCUUUUUGUAACAUCCCAACAUGCUUGAUAGCUUGUUUUGUCUCCCCCUCAGAUGGUCUUUUGGAAUCUGUAUGAAUUGAUCACAUUGGGUAACUGUUACUUUGCACAUAUCUGAUUUAAAGUAAUUUUGCAAAUGUACCUCAACAAUAACUUGUUUUAGUGGAGAACCCUUUUAAAUCUGUCCAUCCCUGGCCAAAAACAGUCUGUAUAUCUCAUUAUGUAUAUUUAAUCACUCCACAGCCAAUGUAAAACCCAUUAUUAGCUGUGUAAUGCCUCCAUGUUGUAACCACCUAUUUAAUGUAAUUGGGCUCUCUCAUUCUGUGCUAUUCAGAUCUCUCAGGUAUGACCUGAUGAAGUACUGCUGGAUGUGGAGCUUCAAGGACCGCCCUGUGUCCUCCGCCAUCAUCAAGCUUCUGGAGUCCUACACAUACCUGGAUGACACUACAGACAUCUACAUCCCAGAGGGCAGACAACUUGAACUACAGCAAGAGGGC